AAUAUGGCUGCCCCCAGUAAUGUUUCGCGAUGUGAUCGAUCGGACACUCCCAAUAUCUAUGAAAUGUCCAACAAAAAUGAAAACUCGUCAAAAGAACUGUUAAAUAUCGAGUGUAACCUACUGGAAUCAAAACUUUUGCUGAAGAAGAAAAAAACAUACAGGCCUGAACCUUCCUCAGUAUUACAAUCAGUUAAAGACUUUUUACCAGCUAUGGCGGAUGCAAAUAAAGUACUGGAAAAAACACUUGUAGAAACACCACAUAAAGAUGUAGAUAUUGAAAAUAUACAGAAUUUUGAUGGACCUAUUAUUGAAAUGAACCUUGCUCUCUUUGAGAGAGAUAGUGGAUCAGAUGAAGAUAGUGAGUUAGACUCAUCUGAUGAGGAGGGGGAAAUGGGAAAGUCACCUAGUAACACCAGUGAUGAUGAUGAUGAUGAUGAUUCUGUACUUUUACAAGCAAAACAAAUAACUGAAACAAAUCUCAAACUCACUAGAACUCGUCAAAAGAAACCUGUUAUUGAAGAGAUUGAGACUAUGUGUAAUUCCAAUGAUAAUACUUUGAGGUAGUAGAGGAAAAUAAAAAGGUUUUUUAGAACGCUGGGCAUUGACAUCACCAAAUGAAAAUGAGAAAAAACACUGUCGGUGACAUUGAUAUUGUCAUUAUUAUUAUCGCAAAACAAGGUUUGUUUGAGUUUGAUUUCUGGAUGCAGCUUUGUGUCCAAUACAUUUAAAGUGAAAACAAGUGAAACAUCUAAACCUCAGAAUAAUACAGGAAGACAUUAUUUAUCAUAUUCAUCCAAAGCACCACCAGAUGACACCAGUAAAGUAGUUACAGAAAACAUUGACAAGAUCAUAGAAAUAUAUUAUUAUUGUAAAUAAAAUUGUAAUCUGUGUUGAUUUGUUGGAUU
Messenger RNA from Saccoglossus kowalevskii, 905 nucleotides. RefSeq lists its product as uncharacterized. Gene Ontology annotation, biological process: box C/D snoRNP assembly. The record is from RefSeq and is a predicted model, not a curated record. Gene Ontology annotation, molecular function: box C/D methylation guide snoRNP complex binding. NCBI's taxonomy places the organism in Eukaryota, Metazoa, Hemichordata, Enteropneusta, Harrimaniidae.